GUGGUUUUGCGAGUGUGCAAGACCCUAAGUGUGAGGAGGACUGUGUGUGAGAGAGGAAACUGCGAGACAGCAAGUGUGAGGGAGAGACCCUGUGUGUGUGUGACGGAAAAACCCGGAGUGUGACGAGAAAAGCUGUGGGUGUUAGGGUGACUCUGGAGUGUGAGCCACCCUGAGAGAGACGGAGACAGCGGAGGAGGUUUGAGUGUUAGAGAAGCCACGAGUGUAAAGACUGAAACACUGGGUCCUUCGCCAUCUGGGACCGUGUGAGCCUAAUUGAUCCCCUGGGGCUUAGGCUGCGAGCGAGAAGCUGUUGUUCGAGAGGCGGUGUGUGUGAGGGCAGAGACUAUGUGAAUGCAGGAAUGCAGCUUCUUGGGGCUUUUGAAACCUCCGACUCGUGUUGGGACUUAGAGUGCUGAGAGAUUGAAUGGCCAAAACAGAGAAGUGGAAUUAACCCUUGCUGAAAGCAUUUCUUUUCUUCUUGGUACCUGACUCAUUUGUGGUGAAACAACUUGAAGUGUGACAGGCCACAGUAAAUACAGGUGUACAGGAACCACAGGAAUCACUUACCAUGGAAGCCAGGGAACUUGGGAGUCCCACACCCACCUACCAUCUUCUCCCCAAGGCCAAGCAGCAUGCUGUAAAAGAAGAUGUUAGCUCACCAUCUCCAGGGCCUGCAGAGACUGUGCAGCUGAAGAAGGAGAUCUCCUUGCUGAAUGGGGUCAGCCUGGUGGUGGGGAACAUGAUUGGCUCAGGGAUCUUCGUCUCACCCAAGGGUGUGCUGAGAUACACUGCCUCCUAUGGGUUGUCACUGAUUGUUUGGGCCACUGGCGGACUCUUCUCUGUUGUGGGUGCCCUUUGUUAUGCAGAACUGGGAACCACCAUCACCAAGUCAGGGGCCAGCUACGCUUACAUUUUAGAGGCCUUUGGGGGCUUCAUUGCCUUUAUCCGUCUGUGGGUCUCACUUCUAAUCGUUGAGCCCACCAGUCAGGCCAUCAUCGCCAUCACUUUCGCCAACUACAUCAUCAAGCCCUCCUUCCCCACUUGUGAUCCUCCAUAUGUGGCCUGCCGUCUCCUUGCUGCUGCCUGCAUAUGUCUGCUGACAUUUGUGAACUGUGCCUAUGUCAAGUGGGGCACACGAGUACAAGACACAUUCACGUAUGCCAAGGUCGUGGCACUCAUUGCCAUCAUUGUCAUGGGAUUUGUUAAACUGUGCCAGGGACACACUGAGCACUUUCAGGAUGCCUUUGAGGGUUCCUCGUGGGAUAUGGGAAACCUCUCUCUUGCCCUCUACUCUGCCCUCUUCUCUUACUCAGGUUGGGACACCCUUAAUUUUGUAACAGAAGAAAUCAAAAACCCAGAAAGAAAUUUGCCCUUGGCCAUUGGGAUUUCUAUGCCAAUUGUGACACUUAUCUACAUCCUGACAAACGUGGCCUAUUACACAGUGCUGAACAUUCAAGAUGUCCAGGAGAGUGAUGCAGUGGCUGUGACAUUUGCUGACCAGACAUUUGGCAUGUUCAGCUGGACUAUCCCCAUUGCCGUUGCUCUGUCCUGCUUUGGGGGCCUAAACGCAUCCAUCUUUGCUUCAUCAAGGUUGUUUUUCGUGGGCUCUCGUGAGGGCCACCUCCCGAACCUUCUGUCCAUGAUCCACAUUGAGCGCUUUACACCUGUGCCUGCUUUAUUGUUCAAUUGCACCAUGGCACUUAUCUACCUCGUCGUGAAAGAUGUUUUCCUGCUCAUCAACUACUUCAGCUUCAGCUACUGGUUUUUUGUGGGCUUGUCUGUGGUUGGACAGCUCUACCUUCGCUGGAAAGAGCCUGACAGGCCUCGACCUCUCAAGCUGAGCCUCUUUUUUCCCAUCGUGUACUGCAUAUGUUCCUUGUUUUUGGUGGCUGUACCUCUCUUCAGUGACACCAUCAAUUCUCUCAUUGGCAUUGGGAUUGCCCUCUCUGGGGUCCCUGUCUACGUCAUGGGUAUUUACCUGCCAGAGUCACGGAGGCCACUCUUUAUUAGGAAUGUUCUGGCUACUGUCACCAGAUUAACCCAGAAGCUUUGUUUUUGCGUCUUGACUGAGCUUGAUGUAGCUGAAGAGAAAAAUGUUGAGAGGAAAGAAAACUGACUAGGAGCCAGAGGUGACAUUCUCUGAAGCCCAGAGGCUGUGACCACAGCCAUCAAAGACCAGUUACCUAACCCUUCUGAAUGAAAGGAGCCUCUUGGCCCACAUUCUGUAAGGGGACUCAGGGCCAGUGCUCUCUCAUUGGUAAGCUGUGGAAGAUACUGAUCAGACCAGCCUGAAGAUGAGACUUCAGUGGGAGGGGAGGUUGGGACAAGGGAUUGAUUUCGUUUUUCUUCUUCUGGUGGAUAGGUACAGACUGCCCUGUUGGUACAUUGUAGUGGGCAAAGAGGGAAGAAUGUUAGGUUGAUAGCUAUGGCGUAUAGCUCACAGAUAAACCAGGAAUCUUUACAGUGGGGCUCUUUCAUGGGAAAUCUUCAUCUGACCAAGUACAGCUACUUGAUUUUAGAAGCCUGAAAUGCUGCCAUGUCUUUCUGUGGCUCAAAAUUCUUCCUUAGGGAAAAUAUUGUGUCCCCCCCCCCUUUUUGUUUGUUGGGUAGCAUGAACAGCAAGGCUUUAUUUAACUGACAUGGGAUCAAUGUGCGCCCUCAUUCCUGAAUUCCACAAGAGGAAUAUCACUCCCUGCCCUGGAACUUCAUGUUCAAGCAAAGAAUAUAGCUUGAUGAGAGGAAGAUCGACUCUUCAGGGUCAGGGCAUGAAAGCCCUCCUGUUGAGGACUUCCCAUUUGUGGGUCUGAAUGUUGGGAAAUCCUUGGGAUCUCGUUGUGUACAGUGUGCCUAUCUCCUUGAGGAGGUGCUGCCUGUCUGACUGACUUUGCUCAGAUCAUUUUAGCACUAUGGCCAAAAUCCUUAAGCAAGGAGGUGAGCUUCUGGCUCAUAAAGAAAUUGUUUUGGAUACUAGAUUGCCUCCUUCCUAGCUGAAGCCAUGGUGCUGUGGAGCUCUUGAAACAAGGGCUGAAAGAAAACCUCACUACUACAGCUGAGUGGGAGUAUCUCUGCUACUACUGUCACCAAAUUCCAACUCCUGUAUUUAUUGAUAUUUAAUCCAGGACACCAAUUGUAGCAAACCAUUAGUGAUUAUUUGUUCACAGGAUGCAAUAAAUGGUGUUUGAAAAAAAGUACCUUAGCUGGUGUGGUAGUAGACACCUGUAAUCUGAGCACUUGGCAUGGUGAUGCAGGAGGAGUCUGAAUUUGAGGCUAGUUUAGGCUACAUAGUAAGUUCCAGGCAGCCACUCUGGGCUAGCAGGAUCCUGUCUUUAAAAAAAGAGAAAAAAAAGUUCAAGUACUCAAAACAGUAUCUCCUGGCUCUCAGAGAUGUCUCAAUGUGAUAGUAAGUCAGAUUCUGACAAUAUUUCACAAAAUUUGUUGAGCAUUAUCUAUGAAGGUGAAGUUAAAGGAGUUUUCGAGCUGGGCAUGGUGGUGAACACCUGUGAUCCUAGCACUCAAUAAGCUAAAGCAGGGGAUUUGAUUUGCUGAAGGUUCAAAGCUAGCCUGGGCUACAUAGUACCAUAUUAUCUGAGCUUAUAUAGUAAGAACUUGUAUCAAGAACAAAGAUAAAGGACAUUUUAAAACAUGUACCUGUUACACUUUAAUAUAGAGACAAGUCACAUGUUACUGUCAUCUGGCUCAGCUCCAGCAAGGACAGAUUGGCAACCACAUGAGCCAUAAGUUUGGUAAUGUUAUUUUGAAGGAUAAUCCUUUGUUUUAUUAAGACCUUUGGCCUUUGUUCUAGUUGAUAGAAAGUAUAUCUGCAUUUGUUAUGAGGCCUGGGAUGUUUUAUAAUUCAGGUAGAUUACCUGGUUCAUCAAUUAUUAGUGGACUUGGAGAACAUCAUAAAUUCAAGUCAUCAAAUA
This is a messenger RNA of Cricetulus griseus (Chinese hamster), 3923 nucleotides long. The record is from RefSeq and is a predicted model, not a curated record. NCBI's taxonomy places the organism in Eukaryota, Metazoa, Chordata, Mammalia, Rodentia, Cricetidae.